UUGUAUGUCAUAUCUGUGAUAUCGUUAAAACAUUAUUAGUUUUUGUGCCAAUUUCACGAUGUAAAAUGUGUGUUUAUACAAAAUAAGUGUUUACUUUGCAGAAGUGAAGAGAUAAAAAAUAACAAAAUGGAUAAUUUGAGCCUUUUAUGGCAAGAAGCCGAAAAUAUUCAAAAGAUGUUGCCGUGGAUUGAUGAUAUAAUAGACAUUAUUCACUACAUGAGCAAAAUUCCCUCUGAGUUCUGCAAUAUUCGAGUACCAAUAUCCCUUGAUUAUUUUUUAAAACUCAGGGAUAAAGGUGAAGACAAUUUGAAAACGAACAUUGAAAAUGAUGCUAGGGAUAUCGAAAACUUGUUGCCGGACACAGACCACAAUGCACUAAUUACUAAACUUCAAAGUUUAGGUAAUGUACCAAAUCGCAAAGAAGUAGCUAUUAGGCAGCUAUUGAAGGAUCGGAAAGACUUGCCAACUAUUCAAAAUGCUCUCUCAAAGAAGGUAUCAGAAAACUCCAACAAAAUUUCUGAGCCUAGUGAAUCCAAAUUAAUUGAAAAAUCUGAGUCCAAUUUAAAUGAAAUGUCCAAGUCCAUUGAACUCAAUUUGAAUGAAAUGUCCGAGUCCAUUGAACCGAAUUCAAAUGAAAUAUCCCAGUCCAAUGAGCAUAAUUUCAAUGAAAUGUUCGAGUCCAUCGAGACCAAUUUAAAUGAAAUAUCUGAACGCAUUACUUCCAAUUUAAAUGAAAUAUCUAAGCCCAUUGAGCAUAAUUCAAAUGAAAUGUCUGAUUCCAUGGAGACCAAUUUAAAUGAAAUGUCUGAAUGUAUUGCGUCCCAUUUAAACGAAGUAUCUGAGCCCAUUGAACAUAAUUCAAAUGAAAUGUCUGAUUCCAUCGAGACCAAUUUAAAUGAAAUGUCUGAGCGCAUUGCGUCCCAUUUAAACGAAAUAUCUGAGCCCAUUGAGCAUAAUUUCAAUGAAAUGUCUGAGCCCAUUAAGACCAAUUCGAAUGAAAUAGAUGAGCCCAUUGAUUUUAGUUUAAAUGAUAUAUCUGAGUUCGUUAACACCAAAGUACAGGAAAUAUCCAAGUCUAGUGAUCCUGACAUGGAUGAAAUAGCCGAUCCUAGUGCGCCUAACUUAAUUGAAAAGCCUUUUAGUGUCUACCAAAAUAUUAGUCAAGUUUCAGAUUUUCAAAGGACGUUUUCAACUAAUAUGUUAGAAAUAAACCUUCUUUCAAAGCCGGCAAUAGCGAAAUCGCGAGCUGUCUCAGACGCACCUGAGCAUUCGUUUGAUUCACAAGACAUUACAACAGCUGAACUUCUCAAUCUAGAUUUACCCGCAACUUCAGUUCCAAACUUCGCCAAUACGGAAGACAUACCAACUACUGCGAUCAAUCUUAGCUUCGAGGACGCAUGUCGUAGGACGAUAUCGAGCCUCACAAGGCACGCUGGCUCAUCAAAUACUAAUUCAACUCAAUACGAUAUGCAAAAUCCUCCAAUGAACCAACAGUCUUCUAACAACGCACCGGCUGGUGACUAUCACACCGAAUUCAUGACCCAUACAGCCACAGUUACAAGCGAACAUGCGCCAGCAACCACAGCAUACGGUGGAAUUGUUUCUGAUCAGUCUCGAUGUCGGAUUUGUCCUCCAAUAUUAGGUGCAUACAACGAAUUCGUUUACGGGAAUCCACAGGUCCAGCCAGAGAUCCGGGUCAGGCCUAACUCGGAAUUGCUGAUGGCCCGCAGCCUCUCGGACGACGCUCGUUUAAGGCGAUACAAUCUACUUAACAAUUCCACGAUUACUUCGUCGUCCGCGUUAAAUUCAAAUUCGGGAAGGGAAACGAUGAAACGUCCUCAUUCCGCGGAAAACAACGACGGCGCAGCGCAAGAUGCUGCUUCGCGACACAAUCCGUUCCUCGACGGCAUCGGAUUCGAUCAGUUCCAAAUCCCGGGUUAUCUGUUACAAAACGAUAAAGCCAGCGAACCUCCGCGAAGAAGGAUCGCCGUCCAGAAGGCGAAGUUAUACUGGGAAAAUGACGCCGUUGAACUUGUACCAUCGACAUCAACAUCGAAUUCGAACAUCAGAAUCCGAGAAGUCGAUGACGUAAAACCGUCGCUCACGAACCCGGAGAGCGUGCACAAAGAGAUGCUCGUGGAAGAAAUCAGCGACGAUUCGAUACCCGACGACGCUGUUCUGGACGAUAAAUUGGUGAGGAAAUUAAUGGAAGUCUUUCCGGACGCUUGUUCCGAUUACAUCAAGCGAAUAUCCAAAGGAAAGACGGUCGGACAGUUGAACGAACUGAUCAACGGCCUGUUGGAGAACGAGUACCCGAAGAGGAGCGCCAGCCCGCCGAAGAAGUUCGAUCCCGACGAGCAAUUCGAAUUCGUCAAGGCCCUAUUGCCCGACGCCGAUCCCACCUACUUGAGACUGAGAUGCGAAGGCAUCGGGAACGAUCCGGACGCCUUGAACGCGUUCAUCAACAACGCCAGGGAGUUGAAGAACUAUCCCACGAUGAAGGAGUACCUGCAGAAGCAGAAGUUCUCCGCCCAAUGCAAGCAGUACACCACCGAAUUCGCCGUGGAGCAUUUCGUCGAGGUGUUUCCCGAUCCGGAGGGCUCGUUCAAGGACGCGAACAGAAAGUGCGUGAUCGACGAGUACGCCAAAUCGUACAUCAGCAAGUUCUUCCGGAACAGGCACUGCAAAUUGAGCGUGGUCGCCAUACAAUCGGUUUUGAGAAAGAACAACUACAGAAUUAUGGCGUCCGAGGAGGUUUUGCGCGAGGUCGCGCCGGAUUUGAAGAGAACUCGGGCGCAGCAAAUGCUGGUGGAUCCGCCGCUCAACGUCGCGGUUCUGCAGGAGAUCGCCUAUCUCGCGCACAAGGAGGAGAUCGAGACCUACAUGAAGGAGUUGAAGGAGAAGAGGGAGGCGGAACGCCGCGAGGCCAAGGAGAAUGGUCUGUUCCAGACCUGCCAGUGCUGUUACGACGACGAGGUGAUGCCGAACGAGUUGUUCACUUGCCCGAAAGGGUGCGAAUUUUGCGGUAGUUGCAUAAAAAAGAGUAGCGAAAUUACUCUCGGCAAAGGCGAAAUUAAUGUUAAAUGUUUGAACGAUUGCAUCGAAGAGUUCUCUAUUGCUGUGUUACAAAAGGUGCUACCGCCUAAGAUGUUUUCCGUAUUGGCCCAGAAGAAGGCCGUGGCCGAGGUGAAAGCGGCCGGCAUCGAAGACCUGGAAACCUGCCCGUUUUGCGACUUCGCCAGCAUACCGAACGGCGCCGACAGGAUAUUCCGCUGCCUCAAUCCGGACUGCAUGAAGGAGUCGUGCAGGUCGUGCAAGAACGAGAACCACAUCCCGUACAGGUGCGACGAAGUGGAGAAGGACGACGAGGUGAAGGCGCGCGUGUUCAUCGAAAACCAAAUGACCGAGGCGCUCGUGCGCACCUGCUGGCGUUGCAAGAGGAAAUUCUUCAAAGAGGAGGGAUGCAACAAGAUGACGUGCACGUGCGGCGCCAAGAUGUGCUACAUAUGCAGGGAGCCGCUGACCAAUUACUCGCAUUUCAACGGCAUCGGCGGCGACAAGCAUCACCUGUGCCCGUUGUAUUCGGACAACCUGAAGUUGAACCACGAAAGCGUCGUCGAGGCCGCCGCCACUGCCAAGACUAAAGUCGACGCGUCCAAGCUUAAGGUGGAUCCGACGGCGGAUCUCGAAGAGCAUUAUAAGAAGAGAGCGAAGAAGCUGCCGGUCGAACCGCACGUGCACGUCCUGAAUAGGUUCCAAGGGGGGAUACCGCGGCCGCAAAUUAGGUUUCAAGGAGUCGUACCGCGACAGCCGCACAGGGGAAGAGGUCGCCGGACCAAUAACAUUCAUUAGUAGGUGCGAUUUAUUGAGAUUUUUUUUACCGUUAUUAGAUGAGAUUUUAAAAGAAAAACCAAAAAGUUUGUUGUCUAUAAAUUAUAUGUGGUUAGUUUUGUACAUGUUCCCGUUUUCGUUUUCAAACACUAAUUCUUCAUUCGUAACUUUGAUAAUACGCAAGGAUUGAUACAAAAUCGAUCGUUUGAUGUUUAUGAUUCAGUGAGAACGGUCAAAAUUGUUUAAAUUAUAUGUCAAACUUGGUAUAGUUGAAAAUCGCAGAAUUUGAAGAUUUUUUACUGUCAAAAUUGCUUAAGUAAACUGUCAAACUUAGUAUAGUUGUCAACUGUCAAACUAGUGCUAAUAAUUGUCGAAUUUUGGGGUUGCGAAUGAAACUGGUUCAAAUCUAUAAGACUUUUGAUUAUCGUUCACAGAUAGAACGCCGAUUGCUCAACUGUCGAGCGUGAUGGAGCGAUUCUAUUUUACCGAAUUUAAAUUAAAAUUUGUUUUAUGGUCAUUUAAAUCGGCUUAUUUAAAACUUAUUGAUUUUUUCCAGUUGGUGUUGUGAACUGCUAUUUUCUAACUAAAUAUAAAAAGCGAAAAUGUUGUGUUGUCUAUAAUUUGUAUUAGCGAGUUUUUGUAAGUUUCUAUUUUUGCUUUCGAAGACCUAUGGGCAAUUUUGUAAAACUUUUAAUACUCUAAUUUUUAUAUAUACACACAUUUAUCAGUGAACAAAGUUAUACGAAAUCUGCCAUUUAUCUCGAUAUAUUUAGUUAGUCAAUAGAUUAGAUUUAAUUAAAAUUGUACAUAAAAUAAAAACGUUUAUUAUGUUGUAUUUUUCUAUAUAAUAAAAGGAUAUUUUUG
Molecule: messenger RNA, 4695 nt
Organism: Phyllotreta striolata
Lineage: Eukaryota; Metazoa; Arthropoda; Insecta; Coleoptera; Chrysomelidae
Source: the annotation of a GenBank genome assembly